This is a messenger RNA of Strongylocentrotus purpuratus (purple sea urchin), 1959 nucleotides long. RefSeq names its product ras-related and estrogen-regulated growth inhibitor. The coding region runs from base 57 to 650 and encodes 197 amino acids. NCBI's taxonomy places the organism in Eukaryota, Metazoa, Echinodermata, Echinoidea, Camarodonta, Strongylocentrotidae. The transcript has 3 exons. Gene Ontology annotation, molecular function: GTPase activity; GTP binding. The record is from RefSeq and is a predicted model, not a curated record.
UUACCGUCCGAUUUGUUACAAGACGUUUCAUCUGGGAAUAUGACCCAACAUUAGAAAUGAUCUACAGACAUCGAGGGUUCUUUACAGAGGAGUUAGCGCCAGUCGAUUUUGAAAUUCUAGACACUGCAGGACAGGAAGACAAGACGGAAGAGAAGAUGCGAUGGGCCGAUGCCUUCAUUAUCAUGUACUCCAUCGCUGACCGAUGUAGCUUCGACGAGGUCAUGCGGCUCAAAUUCCUCUGCUCGAGAGCGACGUCAAAACGGUCGCACGAGCCCGCCAUCCUCAUCGUCGGCAACAAGCGCGAUCUCGAGUACGACCGCAUCGUCGAAUACGACGAAGGCGAGGAGCUCGCCCGGAGUCUCGGCUGCGCCUUCCUGGAAGUCUCCGUUCGCGAGUCCUACGACGAGGUCUACGGUGCCUUCGAAAAGCUCAUGAGCGAGUACCGGGUACGAAAGCGGACGGGCUCCUCGACGAUGACGCAGAAGUUUUCGCUGCGGAAAAAGAACAGUGUUUCCAAGAUGGACUUGGACAACUGUCCGCCGCGGCCGAGGGAACGGUCGACGAGCUUCGUGACGCCCAUGGGACUGCUGAAUCGAAAAUUUGAACAUUCGCUAAUGGAUAAUCUUUCAGAUCACGAAGGGGGAGAAUGAGCGUGAAACGCGGUUAUGAACGAUCAAAUUCGCUGCGGUUUACACGUCAGGUGCGGUAUGAGAAGUGACGUACACAUGUAGAGUGUAUGAUAUGAACCGGUUGUAACCGCGUACCAUGGCGUUGAACGCUAACACCAAUGGUGUAAAACAAAACAGAAUAGCUUAUUCACUUGAUUACCAACGUCGGAUCACAUACUGCGGUUGGGAACGGCGUAAACGCGGUUGAGAAUUGUGUGACCGCGCUUUUUGCAAUAUGGUUUUCAAUGCCUUUGGCGUUUUCUGUUUAUAUAUAUAAGUGACCUUCGUAUUGAACUGCAAUCACGUGAUACGAGUAAAAGGGACCAAUAUGCUGUUGAUUUUUAUCUGCCUUGUAUUAUUCAAGACGAAUAUCAUGAAUGAGGUUUCAUUUUCAUUUUCAUUGCAGUGUACGGAAAAGAAAAAUUCAAUGAACACCCGUUUAAUGGUACAGGAUGCAGAUUCAACGAUUCAAAAUUGAGACAAAAAGAUUGAGUAAUAUUUUUCUCACUCUUUUCAGCAUGAUCGGAAAGACUUCCGAAAAUAUUAAGUCAAGUGCAGUUUGAAUACCCCAUUCAACAUCCCAUAGAUAUCCUGUUUGGUUAUAAAUUAAUAGGCAUUACGUCAUUGUGAUGUUCGCACAUUCCAAUCGGUGAUGGUCAUGGUUAUUCAAAUGUCUUUUUAAUCAUGUUUUUUUUUUCUUCUUCUAAUUUUUCACGACUGUUGGGCAACUUGUCAGCAUUUUUCUUGUGUCCACAACCCCCUCCCCCAUCCAUCAUUCAACAUACGAUAUCCCCGCCUACUAUUAGUAAUCAUAAUUAUAGUUAUCAUCUCUGGUUCGCCAGCUGUGACAUUUUACGCCUCUUCUAUUUUGUCAUAUUCAUUUCACUAUACCGCGAGAAAAACACGAUAUUUAUUUCUCUCCCCUAAUUGAAAAUCAAAGGACAUUCGUCGAGUUUUUACAUGGUAUUUUGUUCUUACGUUACAUGAAUUCAAACAUGGGAAAACCCCUGAUGAAUCAGGGGCGAUAUUUUGAGGGGGCGAUUUCACACAGAAACAGGGUUGUUUUGUGCUCAUUUAGGGAGCCAUCUGUUUAUUACGUUUACUAUUCCUAUAGUUGUCUUUUAUCUGUUAUGGUCCUAAAACGUUAUAAUGCACAAUUACUCUUAUUACCCACACAAUCAAGCUUUCGAAAAUAAAAAUUAAAAAAAUCCAAAACACAUUCCAUUUUAACAUGCAAAGGGAAUCAGUAGACAACAGUAUAGGCCUAUACCUUGAAAAGAGCACCCCCCCC